Porites evermanni is the source of this 2236-nucleotide messenger RNA. The record is from the annotation of a GenBank genome assembly. NCBI's taxonomy places the organism in Eukaryota, Metazoa, Cnidaria, Anthozoa, Scleractinia, Poritidae.
CAUCGCUUGAACCCACAAGGGCCUUGUUGUCGAUUCAAUGCCUUCUCGAGUCUGUUUUUGCACCAUUUGCAAAGGUGAAGCAGUGCGAUCAAGUUAUAAGGUAAAGCAACACCUUAAGUUAUACGGCUUGUGGGAUUCGAAGAAAUCCAUCGAAGGGCCGUCAACGGCUAAGAAAUCAAGAAUUAACGAAAGCGAUUCGAGUACGAAUAGUGACUCUAGCGACAGUGAAAGGUUAUCACAAAUCACAUACUCCAUCACCUGCCAGAAGGGAUUGAGAGGUUUGGGUCUGUACACGGUACAUGGAUGUUUGCCUAUGAGAGAUUCAAUUCAUGGCUGUGCAGGAGGGCGCUGAAUAGAAGACAUCCAGAGGCCACCAUUCUUAGAACUUAUCAGGUAAUGCUUUCAGUGAGCUUUGAGCACAAGUACAGAUUGUAUGGUAGAUGUACAGACAGGGUUCUUAUUAAAAGCUAGUUAAUGAUUAUUUUAGCUGUGUCAUUAUGGAUAUGCUGUGCAUGUGCCAGUGUUCAUACUCCUGGAAUUUCCUAAAUUGCUGGAAAAUUAACAUUGAAAAAUAAAUCCGGGCUUACAUUGUUAUUGUAUAGGCGGAUGCAACACUCCUGCUCAUGUAGUUAUGUUACUUACAAUAUAUGUGUAUCUGUCUAUUGUAUUCUUUUCACUAGACAUUUUCUGUAUUUAUUCUUUGUUAACAGAUCUUUGAGUGAUGUCACUAUAUGAAAUUGUGUGGAAAAAUGAGGAAUAAACUUCCCUUCGUACUUCCAUGUGGAGAUGAUAGUCACUUGAGUAGAGAUUCACUGUCACCAUUUCUCUCAGAUGGAAGUUCACUGGGAACAAUGCAUCUCUCAAAUGACAACCUGGCUCACAUGAAUGAGAUUUACAAGAAAGAAAUCCCUCAAGUCCAGUCACUGUGGACGAUUUAUCAAAUGGAGAAAGAAGUGGCUCGUAAAAAGGGAAAUCUAAAGAAAUUUCCAAAGUUUACCAAUUGGAGACCGGAGGGAAGUCAGGCUAUAUCAGAUGUGCAUUUGUCUAUCCUCGAGGGCCUUCAACCAACAGCAGUUGUCUACUACCAAUUUUUAUUGGAUGAUAAGCAGCACUCCCGCAGCUACCUUUACAUUUCAACACAACACCCACACAAAAGGCCAACUAUUGUUUUUUACAGUCCUCCCUCAAGCUCAGAGGCUAGCAGCUGUAGUGCCAGCAGGUCGUUAAGGUUUGGUGUUGUUGACCAGAUCUAUCAACACACUUUUUCACAGAAGUCAUUUAUGUGGGCAGCUGUGAGUUUCUACAGAAAGGCAGAGUUUAUUCCCAGCUGUGGUCUUUGGUGUUCAGAGGAUUCCAUUGGACAAACUGUUCCAGUCCUCCUGAGUCAUCUGUCUCAUCCACUCACAACUGCAGUUGAUGAAAACCUCAAGAUCUGGUUUUUAGAUGUUUAUUACUGACACUUAAAUGAUGCAAGUUAAUUAGUUACAAAAUUGAUGGAAAAUUAUAUUUGGAGAAACCAUUAGUUUUAGCAGGGAGCUGUCAUUAAGAGUGCAAGAGCACUCAGUAACACAAAAUUGAUGGAAAUAUCUGUCAUUAAGAGUCAUACUCUAUAACACCAGUUUAUAUGCUGAGUUCAUCUGAUUUUGAUUUACAAAUGUUAAUGUUACAGCUGAUGCCGCAACUGUUUGCAAAGAAAUUCCUAACAAUUGAUCAUGAGUGCAGGUGAAACAUUAAAAGCAUUGGGUGGCUCAGACCUUCAUGACAGUGCUGUUUAGUAUUAAUCAGAUUCUUGGGACUCAACUGCAAAACAAGAACACUUCAAGUGACUUAAAUUAAACAGAUUUUAUUCUCUUAAAAUAAUGUUUCAUCCAUUUCUACUUAGCUUUAAUUCAUGGCAUUUUCAUGAUUUUGCAUCAUGGUGAAUUCCCCUUAAAGUGUUUUCAUGGGUUUUUCAUGACCCAUGAAAUACAUAGACAGCAAAGUAACAUUUUCAUGGGUCAUGAAACCUGCCAAUAUGUAAUAUGUGGAAAUUUCAUGGCCCAUGAAAUCCAUUUUCAGUGCUCUAAAUUUUUUUCAUGGCCCAUGAAAAUCACUCAUUCCAUAUUUCAUGGGAAAUUCAUGGCUUGAAUAUAGCACCAUGAAAUCUAAAUCUCUGUUUUCAUGGCCAUUAAAAGUGCUUUCAUGGGGUUUUCAAGGCGUUUUCAUGGGAUUUUCAUUAAAGUAGCAAUUCAUAGUG